ACUAGUUAUAUUGAAUUCAUGUGCAAUUUCAGUGAAGACUUUCUGCCAAAAUGAAAACAAAUCCACUAAGCAAAAAAAAAAAAAAAAAACCCACGUAGACUCAAUAUUUGCUUUCGGGCCUCCAAAAAAUAUGUGGUGGCUCAGAUCUGGCCCCCUGGCUUAGAGUUUGACACCCCUGCAUUAGAUGGUCGUACUUUUGCCUUAUUUAACCAUCCGCCAUUUCUUAACGCCUUUCAAAAAACUUAAUUUAUUUGUGUGAGUAACUGACCUGUACCGCCAACUGGAAUGCCAAGUAAACCUUUGAACAUAACUUGUGCUCAACUAAGUCAAUAGCGACUUCAUUCAUUAAGUAAGUAAUCAAUGGCGCACACCUGUGUCUGCUUACUGAGGGGGUUGGACCAGAGUCCACUUAAAAGGCAAGUUCUGUCUUCUCAUCAAUUUACUUGUGUAGAACUGCUGGCACCCACAUGAGCAGCAAGACUGUGGCGGACGAGUUUAAAAAAAAAAAAAAAAAAAAAAAUUGCAGUUUUUUUGUAGUAGUGACUAGCUGUACUAGUCACUACUCAACGGUGUUUCUCAACGGCGUCAACCCUUGUUGUAAAAAAUGGCAGAGUACAUGCUGACAGUGACAACGGGUGACAUGCUGCACGCAGGCACCUUUGAUAAUCUCUACGUCACUCUGCUGGGCACAGAAGGGCAGUCCAACCGCACACAGCUGACUGGUGUCGGGCUGGUUAAUCAAACUGAAAAGGUACACUAUGUUGAAUAAUACUCCAUGUUACUCAAAAGUUCUGGAUUUUGGGGUUGAGGGUGAAAUUUCAGAAUGUACCCUAAAUUCGCUUCACAGGUAGACUCAAUUUGACCCCCUCUUAACGUUUGAAUGCAUAUGUUCAGCAGGUUUUUGAGCCAUAAAUGGACCCAUAGGUUUCGAAGAGACUGGAUGAGUCACAGAAAGGUGUAGAAGUAGAUGUCCUUUGGGAAAUGGGGAAUUUUGCCCAUCAAGAGAACUCUUCAAAUGCCAAUUCUAAUUGAAUUGAAUUGAUUUGUUGGUCCGUUCAUGGGUCAAACACGUUUUGAAUUUUGCAGUUCAGCAAAUAAGUUGCACAAAAAGUACUGAAAUUGAACGGUCAGACGUUCCAUGACGGCAAUUUCUUGGCAUCAAGAUUCCACCAGAUGAUGCCAAGGAUAAAACCACUUAAUGGAUGUUUUUCAGAGGGGGGGGGGGCAAAAAUAAAAUCUGCGAAUUCACAAAUAUGCAGGGGUUGACCGUUUGCGAGUAGCAUAACUCUCGUUUCAAGUUCUUUUUGCCAUGAAAAAUGUUCUCACCCGCAGGUGGGAAUGUUCUCGGUGACGUCCGCGUUCACGUUACGGUUCCUCCUCCUCCUCCAAUUGGAGAAAGAUCCUUUCCGUGAAUUCCAAGACGCGGAGUGGUUUUGCUCCACGGUGGUAGUGAGGACGCCUGAGGACGAUGACGUUUUCUUCCCCUGCUACAAGUGGCUGUCCAGGGGCGAACUUGUGCUUUUGCGAGGAGGCAGAGCCACAAAAGCAUUUGAAGACUACUAUCCACAACUUCAGGACCAACGGAAAAAGGAAUUGGUCCAGCAGAAGUUGACUUAUAAAUGGGAUGAGUACGCUGAAGGAAUGGCUUACGUCUUAAGCAUCAAAGAUCCAAAUUCCCUCCCGGCAGAAGUCCGCUUCUCGUAUUCAAAAGCCAGGCAGUUUGCCUACAGAAUAAAGUUUGCAAGGGAUGAGCUCUUGGAGAAGGGUGUACUGCAUACUUUGGGACGCUGGGAAAGCUUUGAGGGCAUGAAGAAUGUUUCCUGGUUCACAAAAUCAACACUUUCAGAGAGAGUGUCUCAGCUGUGGAAGAACGACGACUUUUUUGCGGACCAGUUUCUCAACGGCGUCAACCCUUACGUGAUCCGGCGCUGCGCCAAGCUGCCGUCCGACUUCCCGGUUACAGAUGAAAUGGUCAAGCCGUUUUUGGCCAAAGGGACCAGUCUGACUAAAGAGAUGGAGCUCGGCCAGCGGCCCUCUGAGGACGAUCCGAUUUUUCUGCCCAGCGAUUCUGAGGCGGACUGGCUGCUGGCUAAGCUGCACGUGAGACACGUCGACACCUUGCACUGCUUGUUAGUCAGCCAUUUGCACAAUACUCAUUUGAUAGCGGAGGUUUUUGCAAUGGCGACGCUUCGCAACCUGCCGACGAUUCACCCCCUGCACAAGCUGCUGAUACCGCAUCAUCGAAGUACCCUCCAUGUGAACACAGUCGCUCGUGCUGUUCUCUAUGGCCCAGGAAGAUUUUUUGAGGAUUCUUCGAUUUCUGCAGAAGGUCAGCUGCCUCUCAUGAGAAGGGCGCUCGCCCACUUGACCUACGCUUCACUCUGUGUCCCGGAAGAUAUCGCUGCCCGAGGUCUGGAGUCCAUCCCCAACUUUUAUUACAGAGAUGAUGCUUUGAGGAUGUGGAAUGUCAUUAACAGCUUUGUUAAGGCAGUGGUGGCAUACUAUUAUCCACUGGACAGUGAAGUGUCUGCAGAUUCUGAGCUCCAGGAAUGGGCCAAUGAGAUCUUCAACUAUGGGUUUCUGGGUAAUGUUGCUUCAGGUUUCCCUUCAAGCUUUCAAAAUGUGGAGGAGCUCAUAAAGUACAUCACAAUGUUGCUCUUCACCACGUCAGCGCGACAUACUUCAGUGAACAUGGGCCAGUUGGAUUAUCUAAAUUGGAUCCCUAAUGGUCCUUUGUUACUACAUCUGGCUCCACCAACUGUAAAAGGAAAUUCUACCAUGGAUGAAGUACUGUUGACUCUGCCCAACAAAUCAUUUGGAUCAGUCACCAUGUCUCUUAAUUGGUUCCUUAGCGAGAAGUAUGAGGAUUUUGUCCCUCUAGGUCAGUAUCCUCAACGUUUUAGUGAGCCUGCGGUCUUGAGGAUGAUUGAGGAUUUUCAAGCGGAGUUGUCGACAAUCAGCGGCGCCGUCGUGAAGAGGAACGAGGAGCUUCAGCUGGCUUAUCUGUACUUGAACCCCAAAGAAAUAGAGAACAGUGUGACUAUUUAACAGAUGUCAAAAGGAAACGCUGUCUUGGGCAAUACUGGCUUCAAACUGAUAGCCUGGCAUGAUGUAUUUGAGUACAAUAGCUUU
Messenger RNA from Phycodurus eques (leafy seadragon), 3132 nucleotides. RefSeq names its product polyunsaturated fatty acid lipoxygenase ALOX8-like. Lineage: Eukaryota; Metazoa; Chordata; Actinopteri; Syngnathiformes; Syngnathidae. Gene Ontology annotation, molecular function: oxidoreductase activity, acting on single donors with incorporation of molecular oxygen, incorporation of two atoms of oxygen; iron ion binding; protein binding. The coding region runs from base 1339 to 3048 and encodes 569 amino acids. The transcript is spliced from 12 exons. Gene Ontology annotation, biological process: lipid oxidation; linoleic acid metabolic process. The record is from RefSeq and is a predicted model, not a curated record.